Messenger RNA from Prunus armeniaca (apricot), 609 nucleotides. Lineage: Eukaryota; Viridiplantae; Streptophyta; Magnoliopsida; Rosales; Rosaceae. The record is from the annotation of a GenBank genome assembly.
AUGGCGGUUGCAUCUAUGAGUUUCAACCUAGUCGGUGCAUUCAGAGGGCUUUCUCUGCGCUCGGGCUCAAGCUCAAGCUCAAGCUCAAGCUCAUCAUCGUCGUCCUUCUUCAGGGGCGAUUUGGGUUCGCUGCAAGUGGGUCCCAAGCUGUCAUUAGUGUCAAACCCCCAGAGAUUGGCCUUGACGAUUCAAAACGCGCACAAGAAAGGAGCUGGGAGUACCAAGAACGGUCGCGAUUCCCCAGGCCAAAGGCUCGGCGUCAAGAUUUUCGGUGACCAGGCUGCCAAGGCUGGCUCCAUCAUUGUGCGCCAGCGUGGCACCAAGUUCCAUGCAGGGAAGAAUGUGGGGCUUGGCAAGGACCACACCAUUUUCUCUUUGAUUGAUGGUUUGGUCAAGUUUGAGAAGUAUGGACCUGACAAGAAGAAGGUGAGUGUUUACCCUCAAGAAGUGCAGCCUGAGAACCCCAACAGCUACAGGGCUAGAAAGAGGGAGAACUUCAGGCUACAACGGGAACGAAAGAAAGCACGAAAGGAAGGCUACAUCCUUCAAAACCAACCUCAGCUAGUACUUGCGUCUGCUGAUGCUGCAGAUGUCCCUCCAGUUUGUUGA